This is a messenger RNA of Trichogramma pretiosum, 3302 nucleotides long. Its product is annotated as glutamyl aminopeptidase. The record is from RefSeq and is a predicted model, not a curated record. The transcript is spliced from 15 exons. The coding region runs from base 279 to 3236 and encodes 985 amino acids. NCBI's taxonomy places the organism in Eukaryota, Metazoa, Arthropoda, Insecta, Hymenoptera, Trichogrammatidae. Gene Ontology annotation, biological process: peptide catabolic process; proteolysis. Gene Ontology annotation, molecular function: peptide binding; metalloaminopeptidase activity; zinc ion binding. Gene Ontology annotation, cellular component: cytoplasm.
UUAAAAUAUUGUAUACUUCUCUGGAAAAAAAACAGUAAACUUGACACACUUUGAGACAAAAUAUAGUGAUGGGUAAUUUGUUGCGCAGUCAAAUUAGAGUGGUGAAAUUUUAGAACUUAGAUUAUAAUGAAAAAUUUAAAAAAUAAUUAGCCGACGCAAGUGAAAAAUUCAACACGAAGAAAGAUGGAGGCGUGUCAACUAAAGUAGACCGAAGAAACAUUUAGUCAUAAAUUUUACUUGAUUGGUAAGACAAAUGAUAUUUAAACUUUAUCAUAAAGAUGAAUGUCGCGAGAAUCGAUUACGGUGGGGAUCGAGACGCAGAUGAUGGUACUGUAAAGAUAGGUCAGUUUGCGUCACCGAAACCAGAUAAAGUAAACUUGCAUCGAAAGCAGAGACAAUUAAUUUUUUCAACCUUAAUUUGGGGAUUUUUUGCUCUUAUCAGUAUCGCUAGCACCUGUUUUAUAGUUGCAGAAGUUGCGAUACAUCUGAGUCCAAGAACAGUCAAUUUUAUCAACGGUAUUGGAAGUGUACUUAAGUAUAUAAAUAUGCAUCAACACACUGAUAUACCUUUCCGGUUGACACCGUUGAUUCGCCCAUUGAAGUAUGACAUUUUACUUAUUCCCGAUUUGGAUGCCGAGAAAUUUCGUGGUGAAGUAUCGAUACAACUUGAAAUUUCCGAAAAACAAGACCUCAUUAUGUUGCAUCAAAAAGCACUGAACAUUAGUUCGGUUGACUUGAUCGCAAAUAUUAGAAAAAGCAAGAUGCCUUUGGAAAUUGAAACUAGUUACGUCGUAGAGGAGAAGGAAGUUUUCGUAAUAAAACCCAAGAGAGUUUUGGAUGUUGGAUUUUACGAUUUACAUUUAACCUUUUGCGGAUCUUUAAGUGAUAAAAUUGUGGGAUUUUAUUCCAGUAAAUACAAAAAUCAAUUGAAUGAAACACGAACCAUUGCUACGAGUAAAUUUGAGCCAACUUAUGCCAGAAGAGCUUUUCCGUGCUUCGAUCAACCCGAAUUCAAAGCACAAUUCAGUAUAAAAUUAGUACAUCCCAGGGAAAACUGCUACAGUGCUUUGUCAAAUAUGAACGUGAAGAGCAUUGACGUUGGAAAACCGAGUGAAGAAUUAACAACAGUGACCUUUGCUGACAGUGUUCCGAUGUCAACUUAUCUAGUUUGUUUCAUAGUUAGUGAUUUCGUGGGUGUGACCAAAAAUGCACAUGGAUUGAAUGGAAAAACAUUUCCAAUCAGUGUUUAUACUACUAAACAACAAAAAGCCAAAGCUACUUUUGCAUUAGAUGUUGGUGUUAGAACAAUUGAGUAUUACAUUAAUUUAUUCGGAAUCGACUAUCCGCUCCCAAAACUCGAUAUGGCUGCUAUUCCCGAUUUUGUUUCUGGAGCAAUGGAAAAUUGGGGCAUGGUCACCUAUAGAGAAUCUAGACUCCUGUACGAUGAAAAAACAACGUCUAUCGCUAAUAAGCAAGAUAUUAUUCACGUAAUCGCCCACGAAUUCGCGCAUAUGUGGUUUGGAAAUUUAGUGACCAUGGCUUGGUGGAGUGAUCUGUGGUUGAAUGAAGGUUUUGCGACAUACGUAGAAUUUAAAGCAGCUGAUAAACUAUUUCCAGAAAGCAAUUUCUUGGAUCAUUUUCUAUUCGAUAAAUUAAACCCAGCGCUGGUUAUGGACUCAAAAGCCAAUUCACAUCCUAUUAUUCAAACAGUCAAUAACCCAGACGAAAUUAAUGCUAUUUUCGACCAAAUUUCCUAUCUCAAGGGUGCUUCUUUACUUCGGAUGAUGGAAGGUUUCAUCGGGGAAAAUAAUUUCUACGAAGGAAUAACUAAGUAUUUGAGGAAAUAUGCUUACAAAAAUGCCGAAACUUCCCAUCUCUUUGCGGAGUUGGAUAAAACAUCAGAUAACGAUAUCAACGUCAAAAAUAUAAUGGACACGUGGACAUUGCAAAUGGGCUAUCCAGUAGUUUUUGCCAAACAAUCCGAUAAAAAUACUUAUAUUCUAACUCAAAAAAGAUUCUUAGUCGGUUCCGAUCCGAAAAAAACGCAGUCUCCAUUUGAUUACAAGUGGACCAUACCGAUCACAUAUGUAACAAAUAAACAGUCAACUCCAGUUUUGGUUUGGUUCGACAAAGAUGCACCUUAUCUGGAAAUCAAGAUCGACGAGCCUAUCGAUUGGAUCAAAUUCAACGUUGAUCAAGUAGGCUUUUACAGAGUAAACUAUGAUCAAGGCCAAUGGGAAAAAUUGAUUGAUACUUUGCAAUGGAGUCACAAAAGACUUUCUUCAAGAGAUAGAGCCCAUUUGCUGGAAGAUAUUUUCAGUUUGGCCGACGUUGGAGAAGUUGAAUGGUCAUCAGCAAUGAAUAUGACAGUGUAUUUGGGAAGGGAGAAAAAUUUGGUUCCAUGGAAAAUAAGUGCGACUAAAUUAUCUAAAAUUAAUCGAUUGCUCUAUGCAGAUGCAAAACAUUUUUCUACUUUAGAAAAAUACCAGGAUUACGUAAGAGAAUUGGUCGAUGGUAUUUAUCAUGAAGUGUCAUGGAACGUCGAUGCAGGUGAUACGGCAGAAUUUUUGAAUCUGAGAGUGGCUGUUCUAGGACUUGCUUGUGCAGUUGGACAUAAAGAAUGCAAAGAAGACGUUGGUGCAAUGUUCAAAGCUUGGAUAAAUGACGAAGAAGAUGUUCGUCCUCAUCCUGAUAUCCGAUCCCUCGUAUAUUACUAUGGCAUGAAAUAUGCUGGAGGUGAAAAAGAAUGGAAUGUCAUGUUCGACAGAUUUGCCAAAGAAACGGACGCUGCCGAAAAAGCUAAACUGAUGAACGGAUUAUCAGCCGUGCAAUCGAGUUACAUUUUGAAAAAAUUCAUCGCUCUCUCCACGGAAGAGAAGUACGUGAGAACCCAAGACUUCCUCGGCUGCCUGUCCAGCAUAUCCAACAAUCCCGAGGGCGAGAGCCUGAUCUGGGACUGGGUGCGCACCAACUGGCCAUUCCUGGUGAAGCGUUACACGCUGAACGACCGAUACCUCGGCCAGCUCAUACCCGCCGUUACGAAGAGCUUCGCCAGCUUCGAGCGUGCCAAGGAGAUGGAGGCCUUCUUCGAGCAGUAUCCGGAGGCCGGCGCGGGCAAGCAGUAUCGGGGCCAGGCCAUGGACACGGUGCUGGCCAACAUCGACUGGGUCGCGCGCUCGGUCAGCGAUAUCGAUCAGUGGCUUAGCUCGAGACCGAAAUUACUGGUCACCAGUUAAAAAUAAAAUUAUAAUAAUAUAUAAAAACAUCAUAAUGCCUUCGACAUUUCUUCUUUUUUUUUUGUA